CAACAUGAUCAACAUGACUGUUGAAAUAUGUUUAUGGCGAGCAUUGAAUGAGUGAACGUAUAAUUAUAAUUUCGAGUAAAUUAUUAUUAUAUUUUGUUAACACAUAUGAAGUUAGUCGAAGAAUAAAUUCGAAAAUUCCCCUGCGAUAAUUGAUGAUAUGAUUUUAACUUAUCAUAACUGGCCAACGUUGUUAUAAAAAAACUUAUAAAUAAGGAAUGUUGAUCUGAUAAGCAGAAGUGAAAAUGUAUAGUUUCGAAGGAGAUUACAGGCGUAAACCGCAGCAAAAUUUAUCCGGUGCUAGCAAGAGAGAUGAUAAAGCAAUUUUUCUUCAGCAUGCACAAUUGGAACGUUUAAAAAGACAGCAACAGCGUAUAAGGCACGAUGCUGCUGUUAAAAUACAAGCUCAUAUUCGUAGCUAUGUAAUAAGGAAAAUAAAUCGUAUGCACGUAAGAUUGGAGUUUGAUAAAAUGCAACAAGCGAUUGGACAAAGAGGUCUAACUCUAGAGGAACUAGUAUCGCAAACUCGAAAAUUAUUAUUUUUUUAUAAUCGCACAUUGGACUCAAACAGACUUAUUUUAAUAUUACAACAUUUUCUUAAACAUCAACAGGAUAUUAAAUUAAAAUGUUUACAUUGUGCCGAAUGGUUAUGGAGGUUACGAUGGAUUCUUCGUAUCUGCAUGCAAUACAAUUCCGAAAUAUCAAUUGGGGGAGCGUAUUCAUUGGCUAUUCCAUUAAGAGCAAUGGAAGUUUUUACAGACGAAGAAGUUACAGAAAAAAUCUUUCAUAAAAAUAGUUAUCCAUAUUUUUACAACAUAUUCAUUUAUUUAAUAAAACAUAGGUACUUUGAGCAAUUACGAGCUUUAAUAAAUAAAAAAGUUCCACCAAUGUUACAGUCAUCGUCAAUUGCUCCAACGCCGAUAUCAAAAUGCUUGUUAGAUAUGCUAAAGCGACCUUUGAAGUUAGUCUCUUCCUCGGAAUCAAGAAGUGAACAUAAUAUAUUAAUUUUACAAGAAUUUUGUAAAAACAUAUUAUUGCCGAGAUUAUCCAGUGCUAUAAAAAUGUUUAUUAUACCAGCUCUAGCAGAAUUUCCACAGUUUCCAUACAUACAAUUAAUUAAUUGUAUCAAUCAAUCAGGAAUAGAACCAACAUUGAGUUUACUAUAUUCAAUUUUGUCUUUAGAAUCGAAGCAAGUCACGUUAUCCAAGCUGAAAAUCACUCCGAUCAGUUACCUUCAGAUUCUCGCUGCAAUGAGUUCUGCUAUUAUACCUGCUGAAAUAAUCACAGGUGAACAUGUAGAAGACAUGGAAGACUCGGAUAACGAAUAUAAUACCAGUAUGCUUGAUAUCGAAGAAGGUGAUAUUCUGCAAGAAUGUAUCAAUAUGCUUAACGAACAGCAGCAUGUCUAUCGAAUACUUCAAAUACUUGAUCAAGGUCAGGAUCUUACAAUACUACAACCAUUGUGUGAAUUAUGCCAUAACUUAUUAAUUCAUAAUAAGCUAGCUACACACAAAUACAAGCUAUUGUACAUGCUUGCUUUUAAACCAGAAUUUUUAAAAUAUCUAUGGACAGCAUUGUUAUCUGUGCAUCAAACAUCUAUAUUUGGAGGAGCUGCUCCUUUACUGCAAGUCAUUUCACGCGGUAUACCUCUUUCUGCGGAGGAUUCAAAAAAGAUAGUUCCAUUGCUAGAUGUGUUUUGCUCAUUAUUUUCUUUACUUAUUGCAACGUUACACGAUUCAGAGUUUUUUAUUAAAGAAUCAGAUCAAAUAUCAAACGACAAUACUCAACAGGCUAUGCCGUUUACUACAACAGAAUUAGUGACAUUAUCUAUUCAUUUAAAAGAAGUAUGCCUGGGUUUGGUCGAACUUGCUUUUCCCGAUACGAGACCAACUAUCGGAGAAGAUUAUAAGAAUGCUUUGGGCUCGUCGUAUGCAAUGCGAACGACUCUAGUAACACACAUAAGGACACAUUUGUUUAAAGUUACCGUUGGUCUGUUACGUCAAUUACAUACAAGAAAUUUAAGAAGACCAUUUUGUCCUCCGGAUCAUUGGAUUACAUCAAAUAUAGUCAUUCCUAUAGAUAAGCCGCAAGACUUUACAUUUCGAAGACGCAGACUCAGAGGCUAUGUACCAUUUCAAGGACUUAGAGGUUUAACUCGCGAAGAUCUGAAAGAAGGUCCACCUUUGUCGGCGAAAGAAGUUAGAACUUUAACACUACUUCGUGAGAUGCCAUUUGUUAUACCAUUCAAUGAUCGUGUUGUAGUAUUUCAAUCAUUAAUUUAUCACGAUAAAACGGAGCAGCAAGGUGAGUUUACUCACUUUGCUUAUAAACCGUCGAUCCAAAUAACUGUAAGAAGAAAUUAUUUGUACGAAGACACAUUUGAAAAAUUAUCUCCAGAGAAUGAGCCAGAAUUAAGAUUAAAAAUGCGCGUUCAAUUCGUUAAUACAGCUGGAUUAGAAGAGUCUGGUGUAGAUGGUGGAGGAUUGUUUAGAGAAUUCUUAUCAGAAUUAUUGAAAACAAGUUUUGACCCUAAUAGAGGAUUUUUUAAGCAUACAAAAGACAAUAUGCUCUAUCCAAAUCCAACGGUACAUUUGUUAAUGGAUGAUUUCCAAAAGCACUAUUAUUUUAUUGGUAGAAUUCUUGGAAAAGCAUUGUAUGAGAAUUUAUUAGUAGAGUUACCAUUUGCUGAAUUUUUCCUAUCAAAAAUCGUUGGACUUCAAUCUGACGUUGACGCUCAUCAUUUAGCUUCUUUGGAUCCAAUCAUGUAUACGAAUCUUUUAUCAUUGAAAAGUUAUAAAGGAGAUGUUACUGAUCUAGAAUUGGAUUUUACUGUACUAUCCGAUGAAUUAGGAGAAAAAAGAAUAGAUGAAUUAAAACCAAGUGGUGCUAAUAUUCCUGUCACUAAUCAUAAUCGUAUCGAAUACAUACAUUUGAUGGCGGAUUAUAAAUUGAACAAACAAAUUAGGGCACAAUGCUAUGCAUUUAAGCAAGGUAUUGGCAGUGUAGUUCCCUUAGAAUGGUUACAAAUGUUUAAUAACAAAGAACUUCAAGUAUUAAUAUCGGGAGCUCAAAUUCCUGUAGAUGUAAAUGAUUUAAAAUUACAUACAAAUUACACAGGAGGAUAUACACCCGAUCAUCCAACUAUCACUGCCUUUUGGAAAGUUGUAAAUGAAUUUAAUGAUCAACAAAAAAGUAAAUUGUUGAAAUUUGUUACAAGCUGUAGCAGGCCACCUCUUCUUGGAUUUAAGGAACUUGAUCCACCUUUUUGUAUCCAACAUGCUGGCACCGUAGACCGCUUGCCAACUUCUAGUACCUGCAUGAAUCUUCUAAAACUUCCUGACUUUCCUAAUGAAAAAACGUUAAGGGAAAAACUUCUAUAUGCUAUAGAAGCUGGUGCAGGAUUUGAACUCAGCUAAAGCUGUAUUUUGAAAGUAAUUUUACAAGUUGCAACAAGAAUAUUGAUGUGUAUGCACAAUAUAGUAUAGCUAUUCUGUGUAAUCUAUAAAUAAUUGGAAUCAUAUUGAUGUAUUUUGUUAAUGGGUGCAGUUUAAAAGUUCGUUCAACAAAUUUGUUUACUGAAUGCUUCGUAUGCAUCAUAUAUAAAUAUAUUGUUUUAGAUAUAGACACAGAUUCUGAAAUUGAAGUAUUGAUACAAAGUCAAGAGACUUACAUUAAUAAGUAGGAAGAAAUAUAAAAAGUGAAUAAAGGAAGGCACUAAAAAAUAUACGACACUGUUAGGAGGGGCCAACUAUAUAGUUAAUGUUUGUUGUCUAAUAUUUGUCUAGCUACGAUAAAAAGUGCUACCGAUAUCAAGCGACGAAUUAUACUAUUUGUAUUAACAUGGCGGAUGUAUUGCAGUAAUGCGUAUGUAUGUUACAGAAAAAAUGAUAUAAUAAUUACAAAUACAGAUUUCUAUUUCCAUCAAUUUACUCGAAAUAUGAUUGGAAAUAUUGUGGUCUAUAGUGGUAAUUAUAAUGUAAACGAUCUAUCUAUACGUUUUGCUAGAGAAAAUACCUCUGAUCUAAGCGACAUUACGAAAUUCACUAAGAGUGAAUUACUUUAAUAUAAUACUUGGAGUAACUCUUUCGUGUUAAAAAUUAUACAAAUAAUAUGGUAUAUAUAUUAAUCGAAGAAUUAUGAAUUUAUUAAACAAAAAUUUAAUUAUUUUUUAUUUGUCCGAUGUAUAAUCACAAAAUUUGUCCAUUGUCGAAUAAAAGAAACGAGGUUGCUCAAAGUAAUUUAAAAAUAAGUCAUCGCUCUUUGUGCGCACGUAUUUGUCAAUUUUUCUGCCCAUGGCCUACAACUGUAAAUUGUGUAUAUUUUCAUGUUUUAUAUUUACGAUGAAUGUUUAUAAGCCAUUUAUUCAGUGUAAAUAAAAUAACUUAAAACUUUG
Messenger RNA from Polistes canadensis, 4390 nucleotides. RefSeq names its product ubiquitin-protein ligase E3C. The transcript has 6 exons. Gene Ontology annotation, biological process: ubiquitin-dependent protein catabolic process; protein polyubiquitination. Gene Ontology annotation, molecular function: ubiquitin protein ligase activity; protein binding. Bases 243 to 3413 code for a protein of 1056 amino acids. Lineage: Eukaryota; Metazoa; Arthropoda; Insecta; Hymenoptera; Vespidae. The record is from RefSeq and is a predicted model, not a curated record.